GGUCUUAUCCUAUACGCAAAGUUGGCUACAUGGGUCAUAAUGCCGUAGUAUCCUACUAUGUUAAACCUUGUGUAUUUCUUGAAUUGCAUUUGUUAUGUACUACAUGUGUAUCAAAUAGUAAGAUAUGCCUGGUUGACUAAUGUUAACUCUCUUUAUUCAAUUUUUUAAAGGUAUAUCAGAAUGGAGGUUUGCAAAUUGGUAAGCAUGUGUCUUUCUUACUCUUUCUUACUCUCUUUUUAGUUAUGCUUUUUGGAAUGCCUCAAGCCAUGGUUUUGUGGUUCCAGAAAACUAAACCAAACAUGUUAAAAUACUAUUUGAUUUAUGCUUAAAAUUACUUGUCAUAUCCAUUUAGUUUUCCUUUUGAGAGGCUAUGAAAUCAUAGAUGACAUCAAAGAAGAACUUGAAAGACAAUGCCUUGGAGUAGUUUCAUGUGCUGAUAUUCUUGCUUUAGCAGAUAGAGAUGCAGUUUUCUUUGCAGGGGGACCAGUUUAUGACAUACCAAAGGGAAGAAAAGAUGGAACAAGGUCCAAAAUUGAGGAUACCAUUAAUCUGCCAUCUCCCAACUUCAAUGCUUCUGAUCUCAUCAAGAUGUUUGCCCAACAUGGCUUUUCAGCACAAGAGAUGGUGGCUCUCUCUGGGGCUCACACAAUAGGAGUAGCUAGGUGUUCUUCUUUCAAGAACAGGCUAACAAAAGUGGAUCCAAAUUUGAACUCAGAAUUUGCAAAGACACUGUCCAGAACAUGCAGUGCUGGUGACAAUGCUGAGCAGCCCUUUGAUGAAACAAGGAAUGAUUUCGACAACUUGUACUUCAACGCUUUGGUCUCCGGCAAUGGGGUUCUCACAUCCGAUCAAACAUUGUUCACUAGUCCAAGAACUAGGAAUUUUGUCAACUCUUAUGCACAAAACCAAGCCUUAUUCUUCUUGGAUUUCCAACAAGCCAUGGUCAAAAUGAACUUGCUUGAUAUCAAAGAAGGUUCCAAGGGUCAAGUUAGAGAUAACUGCCGCAAAAUAAAUUGAAUUGGAGGAUCUAGCUAUGCCUUAUUUAAAACAAAUAUAUGAUCUAUGUAUUUAUAUAUCUAUGGUUUGAUAAAUAUUACAUUAGCACUAAUGAACAUAAUUGACAAUUAUUAACAGUUAAUAUAGAAUUCAA
Messenger RNA from Arachis duranensis, 1150 nucleotides. RefSeq names its product peroxidase 47-like. Gene Ontology annotation, biological process: hydrogen peroxide catabolic process; response to oxidative stress. The record is from RefSeq and is a predicted model, not a curated record. NCBI's taxonomy places the organism in Eukaryota, Viridiplantae, Streptophyta, Magnoliopsida, Fabales, Fabaceae. Gene Ontology annotation, molecular function: peroxidase activity; heme binding.